Bacillus rossius redtenbacheri is the source of this 936-nucleotide messenger RNA. RefSeq names its product transcriptional regulatory protein AlgP-like. The coding region runs from base 1 to 936 and encodes 311 amino acids. The transcript is spliced from 6 exons. Lineage: Eukaryota; Metazoa; Arthropoda; Insecta; Phasmatodea; Bacillidae. The record is from RefSeq and is a predicted model, not a curated record.
AUGGAUGGUCGCUUGCGGCUGUCCAGACACAAGCCGUCUCUGGACAGUGCGCCUGUGCGUCGCAUACUGAGCAUCAACCUCGUACCACAGUCACAAGCGGGCCCCCUUGUGACUGUAUACUCCGUGCAUGCGGUAGACCUGUACUCGAGUCUGCACGUGGAACACGGUGCAGACUGGGAGCAGCUCAUUCAGGGUGUCCAGCUGUCCACAUCACGAGAGGCAGGAGUGAGCUGGGCAGCGACCGGGCGACCUCCGCCGACCAAGGGCGCCUGGUGCGUGGCGCAGCGAGUGGCUGCGAGGUGGCGGCCCGCCGGCCCACCGGCCCACCGGCCCACCGGCCCACCGGCCCACCGGCCCGCCGGCCCACCGGCCCACCGGCCCACCGGCCCACCGGCCCACCGGCCCACCGGCCCACCGGCCCACCGGCCCGCCGGCCCACCGGCCCGCCGGCCCACCGGCCCGCCGGCCCACCGGCCCGCCGGCCCGCCGGCCCACCGGCCCACCGGCCCACCGGCCCACCGGCCCACCGGCCCGCCGGCCCACCGGCCCACCGGCCCACCGGCCCGCCGGCCCACCGGCCCGCCGGCCCACCGGCCCACCGGCCCACCGGCCCACCGGCCCACCGGCCCACCGGCCCACCGGCCCACCGGCCCACCGGCCCACCGGCCCACUCGCGCGGCUCUGGAGACGGCGGGGAAGCUGCUCGAGGCGCGCACAACCUCGACCGAACUGGCGGCAGUUCCCUGGCGCCUGGCAACACUGGGCGCUGCGGCCGGCCGUGACAGUUUCAUACGUUUCCGUGGCAGAGCACGUGAGGGCGUGCUGGCACGGAAGCACGGCUACGUGCUGCGAGUGGCGCUAUCAGCGACCCCCCAGGGCUUAUCACGCAGCGAAGCCACGCCCCUCGGCCCCAAGGCCACGCCCUGGCGCCUGUGA